This is a messenger RNA of Rotaria sordida, 1353 nucleotides long. The record is from the annotation of a GenBank genome assembly. NCBI's taxonomy places the organism in Eukaryota, Metazoa, Rotifera, Eurotatoria, Philodinida, Philodinidae.
AUGGCUAUUCAAGCAUUUGGUUUAUCAUUAGAUCCAUUGAUGUGUCGAUUACAUAUUGAUGAUGAUUCUGAUAUAGCACAUAUUCCUCUCUAUGAUCAUCAAACUGUCGAUACAAUUGAUUUUAAACAAAAUAAUACAAAUCUUUGUUUAAAAUCUGGUCAAGCACUUAAAGAGAAUAAUAUUCUAAUUUAUAUUCUAUCUGAUCGUGAACCUAAUUCACUUGAACUUGUUGUUGAUCAAAAUAUGACAUUAACUGAUUUAUGGAAUUUAAUUAAACAAGAACUUCAUAUGGACAGUAAUGAUAAUGAAUAUCAUUUAUGUGAAGUUAAAACAUCAUUGAUAAAUGAUGGUCCACCAUUAAAUGAUUUUGAUCAAACACUGUUAGUUAAUGGACUUACAAAUGGUGCUCAAUUAAUCAUGCAAUCAGGCAGUGUUGCACCGAGAAAUCAUGUUCGAUUAAAAGUCUUUAAAAUUAUUAACAAAUAUUACAAACCAAAUGAAGCUAUUCAUACUCGACCUAUAUUCGAAAUGAUUGAAUUAGAGCAACGAUUUGAAUUACCAAUUAUAUCUUCAUUUAAUGUUCUUCGUGAAUAUAUAGCGAAAUUUAUUGAUUUUGAAGUUCCAUCGAGUUAUAUUAACAAUGCUAAACCAUUGGAAUUUAUUCGUCUUUAUGAUAUUGAAAAUGAUCAACCAACAUCCAUUGUACAUGAACCUAUUCCAACAACUCUAAAACAAGCUAAAGUACGCGAUUUAUGUUCAUAUGCUUUUGAGAUAUUACCUCAUCCUGAAUAUUUAGCAAAAAAAGAUUUACUUCUUAAUAUUGUUUAUUCAAAAGAUAAUAUUAAUAAUUAUUUUCAACAUAAAUUUGAACUUCAUUGGCCAAUACAAGACAAUACAACUGCUAAAUAUGAAUAUCUCGAACAUCACAUUUUAUCACAUUUUAAAUCAUUUAUCAACAAUAAUCUUUAUGACAAAAAUGAUUCAAAAGAAAUAAUUAAAAUAACAAUAGCACGUUACUUUCCAGAUCGAGGACAAUGGAUGAUAAUUGAUCCAUCAUUACUAACAAAUAAAAAAGUGAAAACAUCAAAUGUUAAUCUUAAACUUGAACCAUAUAAAUUAAUUGAUUUUACUGUUCUUGGUAUACUUGAAGGUGAACAUAUAACAACAGAGGAUUUUGAUACUUAUUUUGAUAAAAUAAAAAGACAAGAAAUGGAACAAGAAAAAGAAGAAAAAAGAAUUAAUCGUGAAAGAAAUCGAACUGAAAAUGAUCGUAAUCAACAAAAUGGAAAUAGUGGACGUCGAAAAUCACCACAAAAUACCAUGCGAAUUAACGUUGAUGAUUUUGAUGGUUAG